UACUGCUAUGUGAAUGCUAGUUAAUAAUGCUGUCAUUUUCCUUCCAUGUGCGCAUGCGCAUUACAUAAAAUGGCGACGAACAGGGAUGAAAUACUUGCUGAUUUUCAGGCCUGUACAGGUAUAAAUGAUUUUGAAGAAUGCCUAGCCCACUUGGAGCAAUCGGACUGGAAUCUCCAACAGGCGGUUAGCAGUGUCCUGGUGACGGAUAAUCCGGUGGAAGAUGUCCCGGACACAGAGAUGGUUGAUUUGACGCCAUCUGUAGUAAAGGCAUCUAGCAUAUCACCAUCCAAUAGACCAUGCGCGUCCACAAAUUUUGAGCCACCACCACCACGAGUCAGACGACUUCAGUUUGAUGUUGAAUAUAGAGACAGGACCAUUCAUUUACGAGUAGAAGAUUCCAUGACGGUUUUCACUGUUAAGAAAUUGCUGAAUGAAGAGUUAAAAAUACCAGUUACGAUGAUGGAUGUGCGAGGCUGGUCAGGUGGAAGGGUUAUAGCUAAAGAUAGUGACCUGCUUGCCAGUCUUCAUCUACCACUCCAUAACAAAUUAUUCUUACUGACUCCAGAUAUACCAGAAACAGACUCUAUAGAAGAAAAUCAAAACAAUGGAGAACCCAAUGAAGUUGUAUUAAAAUAUGAGUUGUUGAUUCGAGACCAGGACACAGGGGAAGAGAAACAUGUGACGUACCCAGCCAACAAGACCAUAAGAGAAGUAAAGCUAGACGUGUACACAUUAACGUCAGUUGCUGUUAGACAUCAAAACUGGUUAGACUGGCCGCAAGCCAGUGGAGAUGACACGCUAACACUUGCUGACUGCCAUUUUAACUAUCCAAAUCAUAGGUUGACAUUUUGUCGUGUAAAGGAAAACCACUCUAAACCGCAUAAUUCAAAAAAUGAAGACUACAACACAGAUAGUGAUGAAUUUGAAGAUGCAGCCGAUACGUUUGAUUUUGAUGAUGAUACACAGUUUUUUGGUGAUGAAAACCAUCAAACACAUAAAUUUAAACCUCUAUUACCAUCAGGAAUCGAAGACCCCACAGAGGCACUGGCGCAUUUUACACAUGAAUUUGAGGAACGUUAUGGGGAAAGGCAUCCAUUCUUCUUUUUAGGGUCACUAGAUGAUGCAACUAAAGAAGCCUUUAAACCAACGUUAGCAGAUAGGAAACCUUUAGCAAUAUAUCUUCACCAUGACCGUAGUGUACAGGUUAAUGUAUUUUGUAGUCAAUUGUUAUGCGCUGAGAGUAUCGUAUCCUUCCUAAGCCAUCAUUUUGUGACCUGGGCAUGGGAUUUAACAUUGGACAUUAAUAAAGCAAGGUUAUUAAAUAUGUGUACGGAGCAUUUUGGUAGCAUGGCUGCGUCAGCAGUGCGUAAUAUACAAGACGACCAGUUCCCUAUUAUACUUAUUGUGAUGAAGACUAGAUCAAAUGCAGAAGUAUUUUCAGUGUCACAAGGAAACACAUCAUUAGAUGAAAUGAUGACUGCAUUGGUCCACUCUGUAGACGUAUUUAAUCAUCAACGAUCUGUAUUUAUGGCAGAAGACUCUGAGCGAUUAGCAGCAGAGCAACUACGGCUUGAACAAGAUGCAGCCUACCAAGCUUCCCUUAUAGCAGAUCGAGCCAAGGCAGAAGAAAAGGAAAGAACAGAGAGAGAAGAGCGAGAAAAGCAAGAGAGAGAAGACCAGGAACGAAGAGAAAAGGAACAAAAUGAUGAGGCAAUAAGACUGUCCUUGGAACAGCAGGUGUUAGAAGAACCACCUGCAGAAGUUAAAGAUGGUGUGAGCACACUCAGAAUGAGGCUACCGGAUGGAGAGAUGUUAGUUCGUAGAUUUUAUGCCAAUCAUGCAAUAAAGACUUUGUUUUACUUCAUUGGAUCGAAAGGUUAUCGCACAGAAGACUACAAACUAUUAACAACAUGGCCAAAAAGAGAUGUAACAUUAUUGGAUAGUUCUAAGACAUUUAAAGACUCGGGCCUCUUCCCACAAGAAACGCUGUUUGUUGAGGAACGACAAGAUGUAGAUUAACCAUACAACGGCUGAUAUCCAGUUGGCAAAAUGUACUGAAUCAAAUUUUUUGGGGGAAAUGUCAAAGAUGUGUGUGUGUGUACUUUAAAGUAUGUCAACAGUGAACAGUUUUACAGUGGAUGUUCAAUGUUCAAAUGGCGGGAAAAAUUUUGAGAGGCAAUUAUUGUGAACUGCAGCUGCGUCAGUUUUAAGUCAUCAUCGUUCAUCAGGGCGUUGCCAUGUGGCUAGUGUUGUCGUAGCUGUUGCUAUGGUGCAUGCUGUGCAAUUAAAAAACAGUAAAAAUACUUACAUCUUGCUAUGAAGUUGCUUGUUACAGAUAAUAUAAAAAUACAGAAGAACUAAUGGUAUAAAAUACAUACGGUAUCUAACAAUGUUUUAAAAUUCCAUAUACUGUACAAAUGAAAAUUGACGUUCUUAACUUGUGUGGUACUGUUUAUCCAUCUCCGUCAGUUUUCAAAAUAUCCAAUUGUAGGUCUACUCAAAGUCCUUUUUGAUGCAUUGCUCCGUAAACUAAGGUGUUCUAGCAAUUAUGAAGUUUUUGAAAGCAUGACUGGUUAAUUCACAGUUCUGUGAAUUGUUUUAAAAAUACAAAACACAACAUUUUACAAUAAUGGAAGCUAAGGUGUUCUAGCAAUUAUGAAGUUUUUGAAAGCAUGAAGAUGAAGAUUCCAUGCUGCACUAAACAUCAACCCAUUUUACUGAUUUUUUUUGUUAUAUUAUUAGUAGUUGUUCUGUUUUGUUGUAGUCAGAUACCUCUCUGUUGCAAAUUAGACUUGCACUUUAGAUAUGGGCAUUAAACAUAAAACUAAACAGUAAUUUACCCUAAUAGGCUGUUGAUUCAUAAGGUAUACAAAAUAGUGGUUUGUAGUAAAAAAUAAAAUGAAUAUGGAUAUAUGAAUAUCCCUUCCCCCCCCCCCCAUCUUUGCCUUCUACUACAUAUGUAAUCGCAUUGUGUCAGUUGUGGCUGAAUGCUAAUGUUAUAACACGAGGCUGACACAAGAUAGAAUUGACUCCUAAAGUAUUAUAAUAUGCUAAGCUACAAUGAUAACACAUGCAGUAUGGUACAUUCUCCUUUUGUUUGACAUGUUAAACUAUUAGGAUAAUAUGCAUAUAUUUCCUUUAAUGUCUAUUACCUCAAGUGACUAGAAUCACAUAUUACUUGGUCCCUAGUGGAAGCCCUUCAUCUGUUUGUCUGACCCCUUAAGCUACUAGAAUAAUUGAUCAUGUCUGAACCUCCCUAAUCUACUGAGUCAUACACCACAUUACCACAUUGAUACAAAUUUAGCAUACCACCCAGUUAUAUGCAAGCAUAAUAUUACACUAAGUAUCAUUACUGUGUAUCCCAUACUGAUAAUAGCCAUUAUCUGACAAGUAUUUAGUAGACAAGUGUGGUUAGAAAUUCAAUUACAAUAAUUAUUAUCAUGUCGGUAUUGCUUUCAUUUUCUGUAACAUGUUUUUGUUAAGUCAUUUUGAAAGGCAUUACCCUACAUUUGUUUAUAACCAGUUGUCAAGAGAAUACAGGUUGUCUGUAGAGGAAACAACUAUUUAUUUUUACAAGCAAUUUAUUUAGAGUUUAAAGAUGCGAUACUAAGAUGCUGUAUUUUAAAUAUCCAAAUCAUCUUCAUCCUUAUGUGAGAAGAGGAUAAGAUGGAGGAGGGGUUGCCUUAGUUGAUGGUAGACCUGCUACGGAAUUUACCAAAUUGGUACAUCAUUUUUAAUUUGGUGCCAUCAUUCAUAGAUAAUAUAAAGAACCUGUACAUAAAUUUAGACCCAUUUACAGCAUACAGUAUUAGAAAUGGCCAACACAGUGUUAAAACGAUGGGCUGGGAUCACUUGCUGGGGAAUCGCCUAUCCCAUCAGGAAUCUUCAUAUAGAAUUGGUUUCCUGAUUUUGGGUUAUUAUUUAUUUAUUGUUACAUAUAUGUAUCUCUUGACCGGUACUACUUGAGUGAAAUGUUCAAAGUAUCAGUCUUAUAUGGUGAUGUCAUUUUUACAAGCCUAUAUUAUUAAUCCUCUAAUGCUUGUUAAAAAUGUAAACAUCCUGAAUUAUUUGUCUCCGGAUUGGCUGUGAUAGAUUUUAUCAGUCACAUCUAAAGACAUGCAUUGCAGGGGUAAGUCUCCGCAAAUUCGCAGGAGGGUCCCGUUAAUUGGAAAGGCCUCCUGUACUCUCAUAUUAAAGGAGUCUCUCCCGUAAAAUAAUCUAUCUUCCACAAAUUCACGAUACAGUAUUUGCAUGUUUUUACUACUGUAUUAUCAGUUGUCUCCCAAAAGUCAGUGUCGCUGAGCAUCACCAUGCAUAGCAAAAUGGAAUUAGAUGUGUAAAGAAAGCUCAUUUAAACAGGUCCCCUGGAAAGUAGCUUUUUCCAGUUUUUGACCUUUCACCUCUGACUACUAUAGAAUGACUAUAAUUGGAUUGCUCACUUUAAUUCAUACAUAGAUGUUUGUAUUACCUGUAUUUGAUUAUGGAAUGCAAUUUAUUUGCGCAAAAAGCAUGCAGACUGGCCAAUGUUUUGCAAUUUGAAAGCCAGUUUUAUUUUCCAGGAAACUACUUUUUAUGAUGUUUUUGUUGCAAACUAUAUUUAAAGUUGAAAAAAGUAUUUAAAUUUGAAAUUAAUAUUAAAAUCUAUUGAUACUAAAGUUUUCA
Molecule: messenger RNA, 4662 nt
Organism: Anneissia japonica
Lineage: Eukaryota; Metazoa; Echinodermata; Crinoidea; Comatulida; Comatulidae
Product: FAS-associated factor 1-like
Exons: 15
Coding region: 46-2019 (657 amino acids)
Cellular component (GO): nucleus; endoplasmic reticulum
Molecular function (GO): ubiquitin binding
Source: RefSeq, a predicted model, not a curated record